Struthio camelus australis is the source of this 1872-nucleotide messenger RNA. RefSeq names its product nudix hydrolase 19 (gene NUDT19). Gene Ontology annotation, cellular component: mitochondrion. Gene Ontology annotation, molecular function: hydrolase activity, acting on acid anhydrides, in phosphorus-containing anhydrides. Lineage: Eukaryota; Metazoa; Chordata; Aves; Struthioniformes; Struthionidae. The record is from RefSeq and is a predicted model, not a curated record.
AUGAGGAAAAGAUGCUUUCCUUACCCUGGAACUGUCUGGAAAAGGGUAGAAACUGGAGCGGAGAAUAAUCUCUUGGCUGUAUUUGAUCCCAAAGGACUGCUUCAGAUGUGGAGCAACUGCCCCACGCCCGUCGGCAGGGCUGGCCGCGGCGGCCGGCGCUACGACACAGCUUUCUACCUGUGCUGCCUGGAGAAGCGGCCGCCCCACACCUCGCAGGACGACCAGGAGGUGACAGCUUUCCAGUGGUCAUCACCUCCAGAAGCCAUUGAACGCUUUAAAUCUCAGGAAAUAUGGUUUGCCCCAUCUCAGUUCUAUGAAUUGUGUAGGUUGUGCAACUUUUCUUCGCUUCAUGAGCUACAUAAGUUCAACUCUGAUCGAGCUCUAGAAGGAUGUGAACGUUGGAUGCCCGUGAUGUUAACUGCUUCUGAUGGUUACAUUCAGCUAUUACCAGGAGAUGAGUUAUAUCCAGAAGAUCCAGAUUAUACAGGGGAAAAGAAAAUAACCUUGUCAACAGAUAAGAAGGUGGAAGAUCUAAUGAAAGAGGGUCGUAUAUUUCACAGGAUAGUAAUAAAAAACAUCAAUGAUCUCACUAUUUAUGUUAAUAUUGAAGCAAAAUAUAAACAUAUGAAUCCAGUGAUGAUAAAUAGUAAUUCAGAUUACAAUAGCAGAUUAUAGUAUGCAUUUUGUUUAAAGUUAGAAUAUAUUUAAUUACAUACAUAUUCCUUGUUAGUGUUUUUGGUCCUUUCUAACAGUUGCCAAGUAGCCAGGAGACUACUUUGAGUUAGAGAUUAAAAGUACUGAAAUAUUUCAUUGCCCUGCCAAGUAUUUAAUUUGGGUAUCGGUUUGAAAUUUAUGUGCAUUUAAUUCCUUGAUUCUCUGGAACUGCACAGUUGUGUCAGUUGUGAUAUACAUGUGACCACUGAAAACUUGAAUCAGCUUAAUUACUUGAUUAAACUUAACAGUGAUUAGAUAGUAUACUGGAAAAGUUCAGUAUAAUUACUAUAUAGUAUAAGACUACACUACCUUUUUCUACUUACAUACUAAUAGUGGAAUAUGCUUCCUUUGGGUUACACAGGUCCUUUUCUCACUGAAAAUGAAAGUAAACUUAUGUUCAGAACAACUGUGUUUUGAAUUCAAUAAUUAUUUUACUAUGCUUCCCAGAGUUAUCAGUUAAACAACUGUAACGUGUGUCUAGAAAUUAAUGAAACCCUUCAUUCUAUUUCUAUGGAAAUCUUCCAGUCUAGUCUCUCAUUUUGGGGAAGGCCCGCGUAUAUGUAUGCAUAUAUAGCUUUGUUAGCUAAAAUUCACUUAGUUUUCUGAUUUUUAUUUUUAAACUUAAUGUUUAUAUUUGAUACAUCUGAACUGUUUCUAUUAAUGGUAAUCUAUGCAAACCUUUACAAUUUUCAAAGGUAACUUAGACAUAAGUCAGCUACCAGACUGAAUGCAUUCAUUCUCUUUAUUAUUAUUAUCAUACUUACUUUAAAGAUGUUGGUAAUUGAAAAAUAGGAAAAAUAAAUUAUUUAGCUCCAAAAGGAUACCAACAACUUCAGAGGUACAACCUUGAAAACACCUGCUUACACAUUUUAACACCCCACAUCUUGCGUUGUAACUAUUUUGCUAAAUGUAUCUCUGUUAUGAGAUUUGAAGACUUCAGAGGAAGCAUUGCUACUUGCUGGUGCUGGGAUUUUUAGUCUAUUUUAUUUCUUUGGUGCUACAAGUGGAACAGAUGGGGCAGGGGUGUGGGAUCUCUUAUAUGGAAGAAGAAUGAAUGAUGACUUAGAUUAGCCAGUAGAGCUGGUCAGAAAGCUGGAAGCUUUGUAUUCUGGUUUUCAAUUAAAAUAAAAACUUCUACAAUAUUUUUAUUAAAUUGAA